This is a messenger RNA of Dioscorea cayenensis subsp. rotundata (Guinea yam), 1226 nucleotides long. RefSeq names its product protein Barley B recombinant-like. Lineage: Eukaryota; Viridiplantae; Streptophyta; Magnoliopsida; Dioscoreales; Dioscoreaceae. Bases 246 to 1049 code for a protein of 267 amino acids. Gene Ontology annotation, cellular component: nucleus. Gene Ontology annotation, biological process: response to ethylene. The transcript has 2 exons. Gene Ontology annotation, molecular function: sequence-specific DNA binding; DNA-binding transcription factor activity. The record is from RefSeq and is a predicted model, not a curated record.
UCUCUCUCCUCUCUCUUCUCUGUCUCUCUCAUACCCACGCAAACCCUAGACUCUUCUGUCUCUCUCCUCUCUCCUCUUUCUCUUUCUCUCUCUCUCUCUCUCUCUCUCUCUCUCUCUCUCUUUCUCUCUCUCUUCAAGGUUUUGUUAGAGUACUUGUGCAAAUGGGUUGAUUGAAGCCAGUGAGAAAAAGCUCAUUGUUUCCACUGAUUUAGGUCAAGUUUGGAGGUUCUUCCAACUCUCCAUUCAUGGAUGACAGUUUCCGGAAUUGGUCCUACUAUGAGCAACCAAUGAAGGGAAACCUAGGGCUGCAGCUUAUGCCCUCAGUUGUGGAGAGAGACACCAAACCUCUCCUUCCCAAUGGAUCUUUUAUGCAGCAUCCUGACUCUUCUGUUCCAAUGGAGUUCAUUAGGGAUCAUUGGAUGCACCACAAUAGAGAUACCAAAAUGCACCAUGGUCUCCCCAUGAACCAUAACUACCAUGUCCUUACUGAUCCACCGGUCACCAAUACUCUCCAAAUGCUUCAGCCUACUGAUGCUCUUAAGGAUGAUAAACUUCCAACGGUAGAAGAUUCUGUUGCUAGGAAUGAUGCACCAUUGAAGAAAAGGUCACAGGGCCGCGCUAGCAAGGCGCCAAAGGUGAAGAAGCCAAAGAAGGCAAACGAUUUGAGAGAUGCAGAGAUGACUGGUUCGGCGCCACGUGGGAGGACUGUGAAGAAUACUAAUACUAGUUUGGUCAUCAAUGGGAUCAAUUUAGACAUAUCGGGGAUUCCUACGCCUGUCUGUUCUUGCACUGGUACCCCUCAACAAUGCUACCGUUGGGGUGUUGGUGGUUGGCAGUCUGCUUGCUGUACCACUAGCAUUUCCAUGUACCCUCUUCCGAUGAGUACCAAGAGGAGGGGUGCUCGCAUUGCAGGGAGGAAGAUGAGCCAAGGAGCUUUUAAGAAGGUGCUGGAGAGGCUGGCAAGUGAGGGGCAAAACCUUUCUAACCCAAUUGACUUGAAGACUUUCUGGGCUAAGCAUGGUACCAACAAGUUUGUUACCAUUAGGUAAGAAAUGUAGCAUGUCUAUCAACUUUGCUAGGCUUGACCUCUGCGUUUAGUCAGCGUUUUGCGCGAAUCGUUGGCUGGUGUUGAGGUUCCCUAAUUAGUUUGUAGUCUUUUCUCAUCCAAAUUUACAUGCAUUUUGCGGUUCAGACAUUUGGAUUAUCUGAAAUGUUAUUUUUUUUUA